AUGAAACUAUUAAACAUCUUCACGAUCGCCACCGUGGCGUCGGCCAUGUCGUUACGACGGCAGGAGCCAAUAUCGCAUGUCGAGCCUGCAGACACAAUUUUCCACAUUGACCCGGAUCUGCUGCAACCACACUCGUCCUUCUCCCUGUCCGUCAAAGUGCCCAUUCCAGAGGGAGGCGCUCAUUACAACCGACUACAGCAGCGGUGGUAUGUGCACGCGGACCCCAAUGCCCGCAGAGAUGCAGAGAGCUUCUUCAAGAAACGCUCUAUAGGCCAUAUUGGAGAAGAUAUUGCAGCCCAUGGAGGGCUGGAGGGCUGGACAAGAGACCCCACAGACGUGUUCAAGUAUCUGAUGCGAAACGAUUCGUCCCCCAUCGAGGCUCCUUCCGGAUUCGAGGAGUACAAGCUGGUCUUGACUCCUUCUGACGUGGACAUGCUGGACAAAGCGCUGUCGUCUACUCCCUCUCUUCUCUACAAGGGAACCGCAUACAGAAAGCUCAAUGUGUACGAUCAGCAGACCGGUGACGUGGCUGCCUCUUACAGAAAGGUUGGCUGGGCUCGUAUCAUGGUCAAGAAGGUGCCUGAUGAAGAGCCCCAGGUAGAGGGUGCUUGGAUGGUGGACGACCCUACCGGGCUCGGCGUCCCUGGCACAGUCUACCACAUUUCCGAUCAGGAGUCAUUCCGGGCCAUGGCCAACGCCGAUCCCGACCAGUCAAAAGCCGAGAUGAAGCUCAUGAAGCGAGCGCUGGUCGACAAGCCCACUUCCAUGCUGGUGUGGAGAGAGUCCGAUGCCUACACCAAGGACCUGGAGUCGCCUACCGACUACUCAUUUGUCACCAAGGAGAUGACUAUCUUGUCCAAGCGACAGUCUGAUAUCGGAGGAGGAGGUUCUUCUUCAGGCCUGGCUCUUUCUUCCACCAUCGGAGACACUUCUGGAUGCCCCAACCACAAGCAGAUUGCACUAAUUGGCGCAGCUGCCGACUGUAACUACAUGAAGGACUUCAACUCAACUGAGUCUGUGCGAGCCAACAUUCUCGCCAACAUGAACACCAUCUCGCAGCUCUACGAGCAGUCGUUCAACAUUUCUCUUGGUCUCAAGGCUCUUGUUCUGGCCAAUUCCACCGACUGCCCCACCACUGCUGUUGAUUCAGCUCCUUGGAACUACGAGUGUACUGCAACUCAGCCCAACGCCAUUUCUGACCGUCUUUCUGCAUUUUCUCAAUGGAGAGGUGACCGAUCCAGCGACGGAAUUGCUGCCUGGACAUUGUUCACCGACUGUGCUCAGGGCUCCACUGUCGGACUGUCUUGGCUUGGUGUGCUUUGUGGUGCUCGAGCUUCUCAGCAGGGUAACACCUGGGUGGCUGGCACGAACGUGGUGGCCAAGACUUCUCUGGAAUGGAAAGUCUGGGCUCACGAGCUUGGUCAUAUCUUUGGGGCUGUCCACGAUUGCACUUCUCAGACUUGUUCUGACGGUACAGUCGACAAGAAUGACUGCUGUCCUAUGUCAACCUCUGCCUGCAACGCCAACGGACAGUGGAUCAUGAAUCCUGCUUCUGGCCAACAAGAAACUACCUUCUCCGAAUGUACCAAGGGUAAUAUUUGUGCCGGUAUUGGACGUAACUCACUUAACACUAGUUGUUUGAUUGACAACACUGGUGGUAUCAAGUUGCUGACCGAGAACGAGUGCGGUAAUGGUAUUGUCGAGGAGGGAGAGGACUGUGACUGUGGUGGAGAAGAGGGAUGCAGAGGCAACACCUGCUGCGAUCCCAAGACGUGCAAAUUCCGAACUGGAGCUGUUUGUGACGACGCCAACCAGGCCUGUUGUAACCAGUGCCAGUUUGCUCCCUCCACUCAGGAGUGUCGAUCUUCCAAGGGUCCCUGUGAUCCCGCCGAGUUCUGCACUGGUAACUCUUCUUCCUGCCCUCCUGAUCUCACUACCGAGAAUGGCAAAUCAUGCGAGGAUCCCUCCCGACCCGGAUUUGGAGGUCUUCAGUGCAUUGCUGGUCUGUGCACGUCUCGAGAUCUUCAGUGUUUCACUCUGAUGCAAAACAGAACCACCCUUGUCGGCAACACUCCUGCCAACGUCACCCAAGCGUGUGAUCAAGGCCGAUGUUCCAUUUCUUGCAGAGACCCCAACCUGCCCAAUGUGUGUUUCGGUUCGCAGUACAAUUUCCUUGACGGAACUCCCUGUGGUCGAGGCGGCAAGUGCCUACGAGGCCAGUGUUCGGGUAACACCAACGACUACUUUCGAUCGUGGUUUGACGACGCGGGUGGCUGGAUCAGCAGAAACACAGGUGCGUUUGUUGGUAUCAUUGUUGGUGUGGUUGGAGGUAUCAUUGUCUUGAUCCUCAUUGGAUGUUUCCGACGAUGGCGACACCGAAAGCGGGCCAUGCCUGUUUACCCCGUCAAGAACAACUACGCCCGACGAGCUCCUCCUCCUCCUCCGCCCAUGGGUGGCAACCGAGGACCUAUCGGAGGAGCUGGAGGAGCCAACAUGUAUCCUCCUCCUCCGCCCGCUCAGUAUCCUUUCAAAUACGAGUCGCGCCAGUCUCAGCAGUACCCCAGCCAAGACGUUUAUCCCCCCGCUGCUCCACCUCCUUCCUAUUCGAGACAGUGGUAA
This is a messenger RNA of Yarrowia lipolytica CLIB122, 2619 nucleotides long. RefSeq lists its product as uncharacterized. Gene Ontology annotation, molecular function: metalloendopeptidase activity. Gene Ontology annotation, biological process: proteolysis. The record is from RefSeq and is a predicted model, not a curated record. NCBI's taxonomy places the organism in Eukaryota, Fungi, Ascomycota, Dipodascomycetes, Dipodascales.